AUGGAUAGCGACCCAGGCUACGGCAGUGUGGCGGUAGGAAUAGGCCCAGGACUGGCAGGCAGUCUCGAAGGGUCAGAGACGGUGCCUCUGCUGAUUCCAGAGGCAGAUGAGAGCCAGUGGAGGCCCAUGACCAGAGAGGAGCUGGAGCAGGCCGCGGGGGGCCCGGGGUGGAAGAAGCUCCGGUCACGGCUGGUCCUGCUCUUUUGGCUCAGCUGGCUUGCUAUGUUGGGCGUAGCGGUCGCCAUCGUCGUCCAGAGCCCACGUCCCGUGGCCCCGCCUCUUCACUGGUGGCAGAGAGAGCUGUUUUACUCCUUGCAGCCGGCAGUGUUUAUGGAUGGGGACGGUGCAGAAGCAAGCAGCAUCAGCGCGGUAGCCGAGCGUCUGCCCUACCUGAAGUCGCUUGGGGUUGGGGUGAUGAUUUUGGAGGGCGUGUUCCGGUAUGAUGUCUCACCUCCAAAUCUCACAAUGAUCGACGAACACUUGGGCACUUCAUUGCAGUUCCAACAACUCAUUAUCGAAAGCCACAAAGCAGGCAUUAAGGUUGUGCUGGACCUCUGUGAAUUGGAUCUGUUCAGUGGACAGGAGCCAGCCAAUGAAACUGAUGGUUUGUCUGAUGCGUCAGGACACAUACAGUAUUCGCUGAGGUACUGGUUGGAACAGGGCGUGUCUGGAUUCGCGAUAUGCGACGCCGACCCUGCUUUCUCUGAAAAGACACUGACUGAAUGGAGACUGUUGAUUCAGGAGUUUAACACUAAAGAUGACGAGAGGAUUGUGAUGGUGAGGCAGAUGGGAAAGGCCCUCCCGGCGUUCAACGCGUCCGGCCCGGCUGUGAACGGUUCGCUUGUGGAGCUGGUCACAAAGCCACUGCUGCCUCCUUCACCGAACCCUCUGUCUGCCCAAGAGGUGGCGAACGCUAUGGAAACGAACCUGCAAAAACCGCAGGAGGAAUGGCCGAGCUGGACCGUUGGUGGGAAAGCGUCAUCAGGACUUGAGAACAUUCUCAUGGUUCUGAUGAUGACGCUACCUGGAACUCCCAUCAUAAAAUACGGAGAGGAGAUCAGCCCAAGUCAGGUAAGUACCAAAAUGACGCGUCCCUUAGGACUUUUCCAGUCGCUAAGCAGGAUGCGAGCUCGUGAGGAAGCCCUCCGUUUUGGAAGCUUCACCUUCCUCCCCUUCAACGCCACAUCGGUCGGCCACGGCACACCCAACGCCACCGCCACCGCCACCGUGGCUGCCACGCCCCCACUGGCCUUCCUGCGCUCCUGGGGAUGUGUUCAUUUCCUAGUGCUUUUUAACCUGGGCUCUGUAUCCCACACGCUGGAUCCCGAUUGGGCGCCCAGUUUGCCUGAGGGAGGGGUUUACGUGACCAGUACCGGAUUGGACCGGCUCGGUUCCGUGUCCCUGCAGUCCAUGCAGCUGCGGCCAAAGGAAGCCGUCGUCAUUAAACUAUUUGAGACAGGAAACGUCUCCUAA
This is a messenger RNA of Chanos chanos (milkfish), 1473 nucleotides long. RefSeq names its product 4F2 cell-surface antigen heavy chain. Gene Ontology annotation, molecular function: aromatic amino acid transmembrane transporter activity; L-alanine transmembrane transporter activity; L-leucine transmembrane transporter activity. Bases 1 to 1473 code for a protein of 490 amino acids. Lineage: Eukaryota; Metazoa; Chordata; Actinopteri; Gonorynchiformes; Chanidae. Gene Ontology annotation, cellular component: basolateral plasma membrane; apical plasma membrane. Gene Ontology annotation, biological process: L-leucine import across plasma membrane; carbohydrate metabolic process; L-alanine import across plasma membrane. The transcript has 8 exons. The record is from RefSeq and is a predicted model, not a curated record.